Drepanopeziza brunnea f. sp. 'multigermtubi' MB_m1 is the source of this 1002-nucleotide messenger RNA. RefSeq lists its product as uncharacterized. The record is from RefSeq and is a predicted model, not a curated record. Gene Ontology annotation, cellular component: intracellular membrane-bounded organelle. Gene Ontology annotation, biological process: pentose-phosphate shunt, non-oxidative branch; D-ribose metabolic process. Gene Ontology annotation, molecular function: ribose-5-phosphate isomerase activity. Lineage: Eukaryota; Fungi; Ascomycota; Leotiomycetes; Helotiales; Drepanopezizaceae.
AUGGCCACCUCUGCCCCAGCCCCAGCCCCCGCCCCCGAAAGCGCUGCACCUCCCCACAUCAUCGCAGCCCCGGCUGGAGUCGAAGCCUCGAAGCGGUUGGCAGCGUACAAGGCGGUCGAGGACCACUUCGAUCCUUCUUACCACUACAUUGGAAUCGGGUCCGGGAGCACAGUUGUCUACGUAGUCGAAGCGAUAGCUGCCAAAGGACGAGAUGUUACGUCGCACAUGGUUUUCGUGCCUACUGGGCAACAGAGCAAGCAGUUGAUCAUCGAGGCAGGCCUUCAGCUAGGAAGCAUCGAUGCUUUACCCCCAGUUAAAGUCGCCGAGUCGGAGUUGAGCGGUCUCUCAGCACUCCACGUUGCUACCGGUGUGCAAGACUUGGGUUUAAAAGGCAAACAGCAAAGUCUAGAUGUUGCCUUCGAUGGAGCUGAUGAGAUUGACGAGGACUUGAAUUGUAUCAAGGGCGGCGGAGCUUGUUUGUUCCAAGAGAAGUUGGUGACCACUACAGCCAAAAAGUUCGUUUGCGUUGCAGAUUACCGAAAACUCUCUUCUCGACUUCUUACGAAUUGGAAAACGAUUCCCAUCGAGAUCUCCCCGCUAGCUGCUCCUACGAUCAAGCGAAUUCUUAUCACCCUUGGCUCUCCCGACCCAAGGAUCAGACAGGGCGGAAGCGCAAAGGCUGGACCGGUAGUAACAGAUAACGGCAUGUGGAUCAUAGAUGCACCUUUCCCUAAGGUGCUUCUUCCCUCCGACUUGACCGGCCAGGAUAAAGGCGACGGCGAGAAUGGCACGUGGGAGGUCCAUAACCUGGCCCUGAGAUUGAAGAGAAUCGUGGGAGUUCUAGAGGUCGGCCUGUUCCACGGCAGAAAUGGCAUUCAAGUUGCCAGCGCAGGCGAAGAAGGCGGUGGUCAGAAGCCUGUUGCGGCAUACUUUGGCAUGGAGGAUGGAACCGUGUCUAUCAGAAACUCGAAAGAGAUCACUGCUAUGAAGUCACGACCGUGA